AAACUGCUCAAAAUCUGACUGAGUUUCAAGCCCGAUUAAACCUCCACCAGGCUGCGGGUAUGGCGGCUGUCGUGUCUCUUAACACCACCUCAGGCACGGAUGAAGCUGCAGACAGCGGUCCAACUUUCGCCUCUCGGUCAUUUAGCGCAAAUCACGACCUGCCUACCGAUAAAGAAAAUUUAAUGGCCGGGGAUCCCUACCUUUACUCCGAAUUCGCUCCGGGUGAAGAAAACACGACGUCGGGCCGGGAAUGUCAACGAAGGGUCGACCAGAAUUUGUCACCACUGAGUCCCGAAGAAAUUGAGAGCCGUUUGGAGAGAACUAGCCGGGAGUUUUACAACCGUAGAAAAAUAAUAAUAAAAAACUUACCCGCGGAUGUUACUAAUCAGGAGGUCCAUGAGCUGUUGGGAAGCUAUGAUCUGAAGUACUGCUUUGUUGACAAGUACAAGGGCACAGCAUUCGUGACGCUCCUCAAUGGCGAACAGGCCCAGUGCGCCAUCAAAGAGUUCCACCAGAUCAUGCUACGGGACAGGGAGAUCUCCGUGCAGCUACAGCCGACUGACGCCCUCCUCUGCAUCGCCAACUUGCCCCGGUCCUUCACGCAGCAGCAGUUUGAGGAGCUGGUGCGACCUUUUGGCAACCUUGAGCGUGGCUUCCUGGUUUACAGCGCCUCCACGGGCCACUCGAAAGGCUACGGCUUUGUGGAGUACAUGAAGAAGGACUCGGCGGCCAGGGCUAAAUCAGAGCUGUUGGGGAAGCAGCUGGGCUCCCGCAUGCUCUAUGUCCACUGGACUGAAGUGGGCUCGCUCACAUACCCGCAGCUGCACUCCAAGUGCCUAUGUGUAGACCGGCUGCCCCCGAACCUCCUGACAGUCCAGGAUCUCCGGAACGCUCUGGCUGACACCCAUGCACCAAUUUUCUGCCAGUUGGCUCAGGGCCAGGAUGGAAGCUUCCGGCGUUUUGCCGUGCUGGAGUUUGCCACUCCAGAGAUGGCUGAAGAGGCACAGCGACUCGGCGAUAGCAGGCUGCUGGGAGGGACACACAUCAGGGUGUCCUUCUGUGCCCCCGGCCCUCCUGGAAGAAGCAUGUUGGCUGCACUGAUCGCUGCACAAACAAUGGCUGUGAACAGAGGAAAAGGUCUCCUCCCUGAUCCCACAGCUAUACAGAUCCUCACAGGUCUUAAUAACCCUGCCACCCUCAAGAUGCUGCUCAACACUCUGUCACAGGGACACAAACAAGGCCUUCUCGGAGCCGUUCCCGCAGUGCCGCUGCUGGCCAACCCUGCCCUGUCAGCUGCCCUGCUGCAGCUGCUCCUUCAGCACCAGGCUAAGGCCCAGCAGCAAGCCUUUCUGGGAAAUCAUCUUCUCUGGGCUCAGGCAGGACUCAUCGGGGACAAUCCUCUGGCUGCUCUGCCCGUACAGCAGGGAGUCCAUCUGCUUGGAGAUCUCCCUCAAGGUGGUGUAGUCCCAGGACUGGGGUUGCAGUCAGAUGCUGUGCCCUCGAUGAAGCCAGUGCCACUUGGCAGAGGCCUGACGAGGGAGCAGGAUUCCCCCACAUCAGGGUCCAGCUUCCCUCAGACUCGGUCUCCCACCCUGCCAGGCAAUUCCUUACCUCUGAUGGCUGGCAUGGUGGGGGCAGAUGGUCUGACAGCCCAAGGGGUAUCUAUGCUGGGCGAUCUUCCUAAGGAGAUGAACUUUCCACAGAGCACCUUUCUGAAUGUCAACAAUGUUUUUCCUUCAGCAGCAAGCAGCAGACCCCACCCCUAUAGGAAGAGGCCUACACUAAGCAACGUGUCCAACCAGCACACGCAUCACAACAUGCAGCCAAAUUAUAACCUCCGUUACCAGGAUUCCUACAGCCCAGAGUAUCCUCCUCCUGUACAACAGGAUGCCUUGGCCUACUUGUACGAACAGCAGGAGAACCUCGAUGUUGGAGCUUUGGCAGGAUUUGGUCAGCAGUUUUCCUGUCAACUCAACUACUCCGAGCAGUUUCCCCACUACGCUUAUCCCAGCAGCUCGCCCGUCUCUUCAUACUUCAGCUCAGGACCAGAGGCUUCUAGAAAUGGCACCCUCCCUGCCACCCACCUCAACAAGGCUGUGGGAAUGCCUCCUGGAAGCCACAGUGCCCACUACCCUCCAGGCCUGGGGAAUGUUAUGAAGACACCAGUAAGUAGCCAGAAGCGCUUAUUUUCCCGGCUGAUCCCGUCUCCGGAGCCGAGCCCAGAGGGAGGUUACGUAGGCCAGCACUCCCAAGGUCUUGGUGGUCACUAUGCAGACUCCUAUCUAAAGCGAAUCCUCAAGUCCUGGUUUCAUGCUCUUGCAACCUUCAGCUCUGGCUCAAAGUCCUCAGUGUUGGAUCCUGCCUCAGCCUAAGUAUUCAAACCUCAGAAGAAACCAAGUUUGGUUCCAUCUCCAGCUGACAGCUCAAUACCAAUUCCCCCAGACAAGCUCACCUUGCUCACCCUCCACCAACUGUUCACCAAAGACACAAAUUCAUCUCAAGUUUAUUGAUAUGUAUAUCCAAUUGUCUAUACUCACCAAAGCCUCUGCAGAAAGUACUCACCGUCAUCCUGGACAAUUCGACUGUUGCGCAGCAGCGUCUGUUAAGUCCUCCUAGGCUCUGAAUUAUUCCUCCACACCAACAUCUAUUCAUUGAAACAGUAAGCUCAAAUCUCGCUUUAAUUCCCAAUACCCCGUUUAUCUCCAGAGAACUUACCUGUCCUCCUUUCCUGUACAGUGCUGUGCCUCCAGUCCCAGUUCCAGUCCAACUUACAUAAUCCUGUCAAAUAAACUUGUUAAACAUUUCUCCUGCCUCCUGAGUGUCAUUCUGCAUGUGGGUCAAAUCUAUAAAGAACACUAUGACAGCUAUUAAGCUAUCGUUGAAGAAAAAAUGGGGGCCUAUACGAAAUAGAACCUGGAGUUUCUGUGAAGAGGUCUGAGUCAAGCAAUGAUUGGACCUCUCCGCUGGCUUGGUUGAAGAGGCAGCAUAUCCACUAAAAUAGAUUUGUAUCCUUUCUUGGGAACCUCUGUUCCCUCUCCUUCUCUUCUUCUGCAUGAAUGAAGAGAUGUGGCUGAAGUGAAUCCUGAUUUUUUGAUUGGACCUGCUUUGAUUAAGGACAGUGAAACUCUUUUAAAAGGUUUACAUGAAAAAAAAAAAGAUGUUUCUUCUUCUUGUCUGGUGUGUGGCAUGUUGGUGUCUCCCAGUGAUCCUUGAGGAGGUCCAGUGGUCCCAGGACUUGAUGACCAUAAAGGAGUUCAAAAGAAGAAAAUUGUGUAGAUGCCUAUGGUACUUCUUGGUAUGCAAACAGAAGAUAUGGCAGCCACUGGUCCCAGUCAGUCUGUUUGGAAAACAAACUUCCGCAGCAUGUUUUUAAAAGUUUGAUUGAAUCUCUCCACCAGUCCGCCCAUCCGUCUGGGGUGAUAUGAAUGCCAAAAGUAGACCCUCCAACCCAGUGAAUGACACGCCCAAACAAACACACAUUCUAAGCAAACAAAUAAACCAAUUGAAAAACCAGUUGCUGUAUUAUUUACCUAUGUUGUACAUAUAUGUCUCUACCAACAAACAGUUAUGGUUCUUUAAUAUAAAUGGAACAGUGGCUCAUUGCCACACCAAAAUCUUAAUAAAUUAAAUUAAUAUCAAACAAUCUCAUACAUGUUUGCGUUUCCAUUGUUACAUUUUAAAUAAAAUAAUCAGUAUAAUUAAAAGAACAUUGUUUUGUUCUUUGAUUUUUUUCAUGAUUGCGAAGCGACUUCAUAAAUAAAAUGAAUUAAAAACUUUAAAGUGCAAAUAUUUAUUAGCAUUUAUAUUUUAAAGUAUACAAAAAUAUGGUGGAAAAUGAAAAGCACUAUGGCUUCCUGAGUAGGGAGCCAUACUGACCAUGUCAAAAAACACCCAUGUUCUGCAUAAUUAAUUGUUACAGAUUUAUUGUAUUGUAAUGUUAUUGUAAUGCCUCCUAUUUGUCACCUUAAGGUUGUACUGAUAGCUUCCAAGAAAAAGGGAUGAUGAUCCAGAAGCUUCUGUUUUCAGUCAACAGUGACUGCAUUUGCAGUUGGUGCAUGCUUUAUGUGGCAGCUUCAUGAAUAACCUGUGUGCCUCAGUACUUUGACGCAGAUUUAUGGAAUUGGCGUAUAGAAUGCAUCAAAUGAAUCUAUCGAUCGAGUAAGAGCUACAUAUCCUUUCAUGUUUUCUUACCUAAGAAGAUAGUACAUAUGACUUACUGCUUGAUUAUCAAAUCUGACUGAGCAACUGCUGAUGUGCCUUAACAGCAAGACAGGUGUGGCAGGGACUACAGCACCUGACCAACUACAGAUCCAGCAACACCAGCGUGAUCUCUGGGUACGCUUCACUGGCGGAGGAGCUUAACCACUUCUUUGCCCGCUUCGAGGUUGAACCACCAGCGGAGGCCCACACUGCAGUCUACACCCCUCGACAACCAGACCUUCACUGUGGAGACACAGGAGGUGAGAAGAGUGUUGAGGGCAGUGAACCCACGCAAAGCUGCUGGACCUGACGGGGUCACCGGGAGGGUGCUGAGGGACUGCGCAGACCAGUUGGCGAGGAUCUUUACCGACAUCUUUAAACAGUCCCUCUCCCAGUGCUCCAUCCCACCCUGCCUGAAGUCCUCCACCAGGAUCUGACGUGGAUUACUAACUCUACGGCGAUCCUGAAGAAGGAGCAGCAGAGACUGUACUUCCUGAGGAUUCUUAGGAAGAACAACCAUGCGACAAGAGCUGCUGUCCUUCUACCGCUGCUCUGUGGAGUUGGUGCUGAGCUGCGGCAUCUCGCUGUGGUCCUCCAGCUGCACUGCAGCAGAGAGGAAGCAGCUCCAACGGGUCAUCAACAUCGCCCAGAGACUGACUGGCUGCCCUCUCCCCUCCCUGGAGAUUUACUUCACCUGCUGCCUCAGGAGAGCCCGCAGCAUCAUCAGGGACUCCUCACACCCCGGUCACUAUCUUUUUCAACUGCUCCCCUCUGGGAGGCGUUUCAGGGCAAUAAGGACAAAAACAAACAGACAGAAAAACAGCUUUUUUCCGAGAGCUGUUGUUGCCCUGAACGCCUCAUGUACACUGUAACAACUGUUACUAUCAAUAAUGACAUAACCAGUAAAUACAUUCCGUGCAAUUUCUUCAACACUAAGUGCAAUAUUCUACCUCAUGUGCAAUACUGGAACAACCUGUCAAUAUUCUUGUAUAUAUAUUUUUUUUCCACCUGCACAGUCCUUAUAACUUUUUUUUUUUUUAUAACUUUUUAUAACUUUAUAACCUUUUAAACUUUUUAAUAUUUAUUUUCUUUAAUUUGCACUGCUUGCCU
Molecule: messenger RNA, 5310 nt
Organism: Girardinichthys multiradiatus
Lineage: Eukaryota; Metazoa; Chordata; Actinopteri; Cyprinodontiformes; Goodeidae
Product: ribonucleoprotein PTB-binding 1-like
Exons: 16
Coding region: 60-2372 (770 amino acids)
Molecular function (GO): RNA binding
Source: RefSeq, a predicted model, not a curated record